AUGGUCACUGUUCCAAUCUCCCUCUAUAGAUUCCUUCACUGCAGUGACGAGGAUUCUCCAAAUCCAGCCAUAAACUAUGAGGUAUUUAACACGCACUCACCUUGCUUACAUGCACACUGUCUUUUCCACAACACACACACAUACACACCUUUUCUUCCAAUUGUUUAAUAGUGUUGGGUUAUACCCCUGAGGUCAGCUGGUCCUGAGGAAGUGGAGUGAGCUGCUACCUGGCGGGGAGUUCAGGUGUUUCAUCAAAGAGAACAAGCUGAUCGGUAAGUACUGUAUGAAGAGGUUAACACACCAUUCACCUUUACUCUCACCCUCCCUCAGUGACAUAUUCAGAGAGCCUGUAUUCACUUGCACUGUUCCCAAGACAGUGUGGCAACCGUUAGGGCUGUUGUGUGGACUGAAGAUCUGUUCUGAGAGCUGUGUGUGUGUGUUCUUUAGGUAUCUCCCAGAGAGACUAUACCCAGUACUACCACCACAUCUCUAAGCAGGAGGCCCAGAUCUGCCACUCCAUCCAGGAGUUCUUCAGCCAACACGUCCAGUAUCAGUUCCUGGAUGAGGACUGUGAGUGGGAUUCAGUGUGUGUGUGUGAUAAUUAGAAUAUAUUGUAAUAAGAGUAAUGCAAAAAUGUUUUCUGUUUUACAGUUGUGUUGGAUGUCUACAGAGAUAGCUGGGUAAGUCUUUUGUCAUUUAUAUUUCCAGCCAUUAUUUCCUGCCUCUGUUUGGUUGUAGCCCAGGCUUUUCUACGAGUAUGUGCAUUUUUGACCCUGUGUGUGUUUGACAGGGGAAGGUGUGGCUGAUCGAUCUCAACCCCUUUGGUGAGGUGACAGAUUCACUGCUGUUCACGUGGGAGGAGCUUACCUCCGGGAACAGCCUGUCAGCCAGUCAAGAGGAGGGUGACACAGCCCAGCAGGUCAGUGACAAAUAUGCUUUGGUGUACAUACAUGUUUAUGUGGGCAAGUCUUUCUGUGCUUAUUAUCCUGUUAACACUGGUUUGUGGUGUGUCUGUAUCUGUAGGAAGGCCCUGUGUUCCGCUACACCACCAGUGAUGUGACGGUGCAGCCCAGUCCCUGUCUGAGCUACCGGAUCCCUAGGGACUUUGUGGACCUCUCCACCGGCGAGGACGCAUACAAACUCAUCGACUUCCUCAAACUGGUGCGAACAAUGGCAGUGCUGGUUCACACGAUUUAAGAUAAUCUUAAAACAACCCUCUGGCAAUCUCCAUGACCCUCUUAAAAUUUCAUUUUCCGUCAUCAGUUUUUAUAAUCUCACCCUUUCCCUCUUUUCUCUGCAGAAGAAACGCCAGCAAGAGGACUCUGAGGAAGAGGUACGACAGUGACACACCCAGCCCCUGAGGAGCAGGGUCUCUAUACAGUGACUGUUAGCCUAGCAUAACAAUAACCCUAAAACUGUUAAGCUAGUGUUAGCGGUUAGCACAGAGACUACUGUACGCAUGGAGGUUUGUCCUUAUUAGCUCUUGAGUCUUCUGAUGGAAUCCAUACACUUUUGGUCAUCACCUUAGACCUAUCCAGAAUGCUGCAGAUAGAAAUGUAUUGAAUAGGACUAACACAAAUAAACCAUAAUGAGGAGAAAAGCAUCAUGACCGCUCUAUGCAGUACAUUUCUACCUGCUACACUGUAAAAUUCCCAUUGAAUCUCAUGGUUGUGUGUAUUUAAGAGGGGAGUUCUAAGCAGUGCUCCUGUUCUAUUGGCCCGGUGUGUCUAAUGUAAGUAUAAAUACUGUAACUUAAUGUUGUGUAAAGGUAAGGAGGAGUCUGUUACAGCAGUCUGUGUAUAGGAAUAAAGAAUGCUCAACUUUAUAAUACAGCGCUGGGGAAGAGACGAAUCAUGGUUUGUGUGUAUAGCAGGUACAUCAUGGGAUUGCAAUUUCUGAGGGAGAUACCCAAAGGGUGAGAGUUUUCUGACUUAGUCCACUGGACUUUCUCUCUUCACACACACCAAAUACAAACUUUUCAAUUUGCUUUCUAAUGGUUUAGUUAGACACAUCAGUAUGUAAUAGCAAUACAAAGGUUUACCCAUGAAGUCUCUGUGCAACAGUAUUUCAAACAUUCCAGUUCCUUACUUACUCUCUCUGGUCAUUAUAGUUCUAUCUAUGUUAUUGUGGAAUUCGUUUUGAUUCUUGUCAUUGGUUUAUUUUCUAUGUGCUGGCAAAGAGGCGUUCUGAUUGGGUAAUAAAUUGCUGGUGUGUGCA
Coregonus sp. 'balchen' is the source of this 2217-nucleotide messenger RNA. NCBI's taxonomy places the organism in Eukaryota, Metazoa, Chordata, Actinopteri, Salmoniformes, Salmonidae. The record is from the annotation of a GenBank genome assembly.